Messenger RNA from Cryptomeria japonica (Japanese cedar), 2700 nucleotides. RefSeq names its product dihydroorotase, mitochondrial. NCBI's taxonomy places the organism in Eukaryota, Viridiplantae, Streptophyta, Pinopsida, Cupressales, Cupressaceae. Gene Ontology annotation, cellular component: chloroplast; cytoplasm. Gene Ontology annotation, molecular function: dihydroorotase activity. The transcript is spliced from 9 exons. The record is from RefSeq and is a predicted model, not a curated record. Gene Ontology annotation, biological process: 'de novo' pyrimidine nucleobase biosynthetic process; pyrimidine nucleotide biosynthetic process. The coding region runs from base 1059 to 2348 and encodes 429 amino acids.
AUCAUCAAGCUGGAUAAGAAGAGAGCUGAAAUGAAAAAAAAAAACAAAUUUCUGGCACCCCAAAAUCGUGAAACCCCAGCUUCUCGCAAAUAACUCAAAUCACAGACGAGUCUUCUCUCCUGAAACGCUCUUGUAUAACAGAGAACUGAAUUUAUUCCACGGAUUGUUUGGUGCGAAAUGUGAAAGCUAAGCACCGUUUGAGAAACGACUAUUCGAAAAAAUAAACAAGAAAUUCCCUCGUCCUUUUCACUGUGUUAUUUUCACCAGAAAUUUAAUCAACUAAAAACGGAACUAUUCUGUUUUCUUCAAUAUACCCUUUUCAUUUACCAUUCUUUGCUUUUCCUUACGUAUCCUUGUGCCUGAGUGCACAUGGUUUUCAAGCCUUCCCCAUUCACCAUUCAACAUCAAAAAACACUCCCGCCAAGGAUUUGUAGUCCAGUCAACAAAAGCCCAUUUGUGUUUUAGCCGUGAAUACUCUGUGAUUUGUUUGGAAUGCCUCGCGAACUCGCUACUCUUAAUUCCACACCUACUGAUAUUUUUUCUGCUUAGGCUCAUUUGGUGAUUGACCCGCUUAUUGGGGAGUCACUAGUAACAAAGAGAAAAUCAUAAGCUCAUGUAUGAAAUUUGGACAAAAUUCAAGAAGGAUUUUUUCUUAAGCCUGCAUUUUUCCGGAUCAUAAACAACUCAUGAAAACGAUGGUAUUUAUAUGAACGACAAUCGACAUCCAAUUCCUUGACAACAGCGAUAUGAGGGGCUAGUCCUUGAGGGUUGAGUGGAGGGUUUGGCGUCGUGAAAGGUGUCUGCUAGUACAAAUCCUUUUGUGGGAAUGUGAGAAAAUCACAAAAUAUAGCACCCAAUACUGAUAAAAUUGUGACUACGACAUUUCCUCGAGCGCUCACUUUGAAUCAUUCUGGGGCACGUCAGGGAUUGGAGAUUGAAAAAAGUAAAAAUCCUUUGUUGGUGUUGGAAAAAGUCAAGUUGCAAGACAGCUCCCCGUCAUAAAAAGUUAUUCGGAAUACUAGUAAAAUAUAUAUUAACGUUUUAAUACUAUUGUGAGCAUGUCUAUAACAUGCAUGAAUUUACAUUCACGGUCAGCUUCACGCUACACACAUUUUCACGCCUGGGAAGGAGUGAGACAAAAAGGCUUCAAUAAGUGUGCUUAUAUCAGGAGGAUUUCAGUUCGAACCGCCCCAAGAGCAACAGAAACCGAGAUUUUUAGCAGUUCAAACUUCAAAUGCAAUGUAAUGAAUCAAGAGAAUUUAUAUCUGUUGAAGGGAAACAUGGAGGUGGAAGUUUCUAAAGUUAGGAGCAUAGAUUUCACAAUGACACAACCAGAUGAUUGGCACCUUCAUCUUCGAGAUGGUGACCUCCUUGAAUCUGUUAUUGCUCACAGUGCAACUAUAUUUGGGCGGGCUAUUGUGAUGCCAAACUUGAAGCCUCCUAUAACCACUGUGGCUGAUGCUGUUUCUUAUCGGGAAAGGAUAUUAAAGGCUUUACCAUCUGAUAGCAAGUUCACUCCCCUCAUGACGCUCUACCUCACUGAUAACACAAAUCACAAUGAGAUUAGACUUGCAAGGGAGAGUGGAGUGGUUGUUGGAGUGAAGUUGUACCCUGCCGGGGCAACUACAAACUCAGAGGAUGGUGUGACAGACCUUUUUGGAAAAUGCAUGCCUGUUCUUAAGGAAAUGAUGGAAUGUGGAUUGCCAUUGCUGGUUCAUGGAGAGGUCACAGAUCCAAAUGUUGAUGUCUUUGAUCGGGAAAAGGUCUUUAUUGAGAAUAUAUUAAAACCAUUGGUCAAUAAAUUACCACAUCUUAAAAUUGUUAUGGAGCACAUCACAACAAUUGAUGCUGUAAACUUUGUAAAAUCAUCUGUAGAAGGUCUUGUGGCUGCAACAGUGACACCGCAGCAUCUUCUUUUGAAUAGAAAUGCUUUAUUUCAGGGUGGACUACAGCCACAUAACUACUGCCUUCCUGUCCUUAAACGUGAGAUUCAUAGACAAGCAAUUGUUUCUGCCGUUACAAGUGGAAGUAAGCAAUUCUUUCUAGGCACUGACAGUGCUCCUCAUGAGAGGCACCAGAAAGAACGCUCUUGUGGAUGUGCUGGUAUAUACAGUGCCCCAGUUGCCUUGCCUCUCUACACAAAGGUUUUUGAAGAGGCAGGAGCACUUGAAAAAUUUGAGGCAUUUGCAAGUUUUAAUGGACCUGAUUUCUAUGGCCUCCCUCGUAACACAUCUAAGAUCACCAUGCAGAAGGUCUCUUGGCAAGUACCAGAGGAAUAUAAUUUCAGUUUUGGGUCAAUUGUUCCGAUGUUCAGUGGUCAGAUAUUGGAGUGGUGUGUGGUUGAUUAAACAUGUCAGCAAAUUCCUUAUAUACUUCUUGUAUCUCAUUUGGCAUGUGGUGAAAUAGAUAUUGAUGUAAUUUAAGACCCAUUUUGGAACCAGAUAUCUGAAAUAUUCACUUGUUUGUACUUAUAAUUUAUUAGAAAUAGAAUUAGACUAUUGUCCUAGUUCAUAAUUUAUAUAUAAGGGUGAUGUGUUUAUUAGUUGAGAUCUGCUCAUUAAAGUGUAAGGAGCAAAAACACGUCUGCUUCUUACCAGAACACAGACUGAAUUACCUGGACAAGGCUUGAACUGUUAACUGAAUUAUGUACUGGAAUAUUAAAAAUGACAAAUAACCACAAUUGCUGUGUGCUCCAACUGA